Messenger RNA from Leucoraja erinaceus (little skate), 4137 nucleotides. RefSeq names its product pre-mRNA-processing factor 39-like. Gene Ontology annotation, cellular component: U1 snRNP; U2-type prespliceosome; commitment complex. Gene Ontology annotation, molecular function: protein binding. The coding region runs from base 134 to 2848 and encodes 904 amino acids. NCBI's taxonomy places the organism in Eukaryota, Metazoa, Chordata, Chondrichthyes, Rajiformes, Rajidae. The record is from RefSeq and is a predicted model, not a curated record. Gene Ontology annotation, biological process: RNA processing; mRNA 5'-splice site recognition. The transcript is spliced from 14 exons.
GGAUGAUCGGUGGCCGGAGCGGGAGCUGAAUCCGAAUCCGCCGCCAUCCGCCGCUGCGGGCGCUGGUGAAAGGAAACGACCGAGGGAAGGAAGGCGGAGGGCGAGAGAUCGGUUGUCUACGCGGGCUCAGCCCAUGGAGCAGGCGGUGGACAGUGCGGGCAGCGCCGACUCUAGCGGCGCGGACACGGGCGGGGAGUCGGCCGCGGGCAGCGGGAGUCCAUGCGGCGAUUACUGCCCCCCGGGGGAGGACCGGGACAAGUCGCUGACCAGCGGCCUGGGCCGGUGGGGAGAGAGCGCCGGGGAGGAUUCGGCGGCAGACAGCCGGUGCUCGGACGGUGCGGAGACCGGCAGCAACAGCUCGCCGGCCAGCAGCGACGGGGAAACAGCAGAGGAAUCGGCGACUGGCAGCACGGGAGCCGGCGAUGAGACCGGAGAGGACUCGCCGCCUGGUGGGGCGCUGGCGGCCGGCGUUCUGGCCCGGCGCGGUGCGGGGAAUCGGUCGGCAGCCGGUCGUCCACAUCCCCCUAUGGAGCAGUCGGCUGCUGCCCCGUGCGGCUGGGACUUGGGGCAGCCGGCAAGUGCCGCCCCGUCUGACUUUGGGGCGCCGGGAGCCAACGGCCUCGCUGCUGGCGCGGCGGCGGAUGAACCGGCGGGUGCCGCUCGUGGGCCGACGUCCCAGAGUCAGGCCCCCUACAAUGGCGACGGGGAGCGUUGUAGCCCUCGUCGGCCUGCCGCGCUCGAACCGGACCAAACCCCGUAUCACCGCGGCGCCGAGAUGGAGGCGGGCGUUCCCGGCGUGGGGAGGGGGCAGCCCAGCCCCCGCGGGGGUUGUGGCACGGCCCCGGACCUGCCGCUGCACGGCGGGCCGGCGGAGCAGACGGGGCCGGGCGUGACUUUGGGGGAAACCAACGGCGCCGAGUACACGGCGGCGGCGGUGGAACAGGGCGACCUGGGGCCGGCCGGCGGCGAAUACCCGCUGCCAGAGGCCGAGGACCCCGCGGCCCCCUACCCUGCCGACUUCGAGAAGUACUGGAAGAUUGUGGAGGACAAUCCGUACGAUUUCACCGGAUGGACGUACGUGCUCCAGUACGUGGAGCAGGAGAACCACGUCUGGGCCGUGAGGAGGGCGUUCGACUCCUUCUUCACUCGCUACCCCUACUGCUACGGCUACUGGAAGAAGUACGCCGACAUCGAGAAGCGACUGGGCUUCGCCAAAGAGGCGGAGGAGGUAUACCAGCGGGGACUGCAGUCCAUCCCCCUCAGUGUGGAUCUGUGGGUCCACUAUAUCGUUUUCCUGCAGGAAAUCCUUGAGCCCAACGGCCCCGACACCUCGGUCAAACUACGGAGCGUGUUCGAGAUGGCGCUGGCUGCCGCUGGCACCGACUUCCGUUCCGACCGACUGUGGGACAUGUACGUGAGCUGGGAGAAAGAGCAGGGGCGGCUGAAGGCCGUCACCGCCAUCUAUGACCGGCUACUCUGCAUCCCCACUCAGCUGUACAGCCACCACUUUGAGAAGUUUAAGGAGCACGUGCAGGGCUACUCGCCGAAGGACGUUCUCUCCACGGACGAGUUCCUGCGGCUGCGCUCGGAGGUGGUGACCAGCCUGGCGGCGGCGGAGGCCGACAUCGACGAGGGGCCCCCCGGGGACGACCCCCCUCCGGGGGUGGGGACCAGGGACCAGGAGAAGGCCGACAAGGAGCUGGAGAAGAUCCGAGCCCACCUGGAGGCCACUCGGCAGGAGACGUACCUCGUGAACGAAGUGGAGGUCAGCAAGCGGUGGCACUUCGAGGAGUCGAUCAAGCGACCCUACUUCCACGUCAAGCCCCUGGAGAGGGUCCAGCUGAAGAACUGGAAGGACUACCUGGACUUCGAGAUGACCAACGGCACCAACGAACGUGUUCUGGUAUUGUUUGAACGCGGUGUGAUCGCCUGUGCUCUGUACGAGGACUUCUGGAUCAAGUACGCCAAGUAUCUGGAGAACCACAGCGUGGAGGCUGUCCGCAAUGUCUUCCAGAGGGCUUGCAUGGUCCACUUGCCCAAGAAGCCCACCCUGCAUCUCCUGUGGGCUGCCUUCGAGGAACAGCAAGGUGAUAUCAAGGAGGCCCGUCGCAUCCUGAAGACCUUCCAGCUGGUAGUGCCGGGCAUGGCAAUGGUGCUCCUGCGGAGGGUGAGCUUGGAGCGGCGCAGCGGCGAGCUGGUGCAGGCGGAGGCGCUGCUGCGGGAGGCGGUGGAGCUGCACCAGGGGACGCCCCUCUCGUCCUUCUUCGCCAUCAAGCUCUCCCGCCAGCUGCUGAAGGUGCAGAAGAACCUGGCCAAGGCCCGCAAGGUUCUUCUCGAAGCCAUCGACGGAGACAAGGAGAACGUGAAGCUUUACCUCAACCUGUUGGAGCUGGAAUUCAGCUGCGAUGUCCGACUCAACGAGAGUAACAUCCUCCACUGCUUUGAGCAGGUGCUCCUCAGCUCCCUGCCUCUGGAGAUCAAAAUCAUCUUCUCCCAGCGAAGAGUCGAGUUCCUGGAGGAUUUCGGCUGCAGUGUCCGCAGUUUGCUCCACGCCUACGAUGAACACCAGAAACUCCUCAAGCAGAACUCGAACAAGAAGCGAGCGGCAGAGAACGGCCUGGAGGAGCCGGAGGAGAAGAAAGUGCGGGCGGAUGAGGGGGUGGUGGUUAGCGUACCCGCUGUAGCAGCCGCCACCACUGCCAGCAGCACUGCCCUUGCCACCGCAGACAGCAGCAGCAGCAGCAGCAGCAGCCAGGCAGCUUACAACUACAGCGCUUGGUACCAGCCUUACGGAUCGUAUGGAUAUCAGAAUCCUUGGAACUACAGUCAGUACUAUCCCCACAGCUGAGGCUAGACGACCCCUGCCAGACGGGCCGGCAACUUGUGCGUCUGUGUGUCUGCGGACAGAAACCAUGUGACCUGUUUCUGCCCCCCCGUCCCAUCCCCUCCCCUUCUCCCAACCCUCACCUUGUCCAUCAAGCAUCAUCUCUCUGCUCCUACGAGCCCCGGGAUCUGACUGGAAUGGGAUCCCCUCCAUCUACGGUUCCCGUGUUUAUUCAACUGGAGAUCCGGGGGAUAAUGAAAUGUGAAGUUCUCGACGAGGCCGCAAGCUGCCGGCCGUUCCUCUCCGCCGCUGGGACGUUGUUGUCCUCCCCAACCCCCGUGCGUGCGUGUGCGUGUGUGUGUGCGCGCGCGUGUGGGUCUCGGUUAUGGUGAGUGGAGGGGGGGAGAGAGAGGGGGGGGAAAACGUGGAAUCCGGAGCUGGCCGUCGACAGGACUGGAUUGUAUAUUGUAGAUUAACUGCACUUUCGAACCGUUGUGUGUGGGUCGGGUCUGUGCCGGGAGGGUUUUGUUUCGGGAGGCUGGGGUUGAAUAUUUCCCCACUCCCCCCCCCCGGGGUUUGGGUGGGGAGUGUUUUGAGAUUUUGGGUUUUUUUUUUUUUUUUCUGUCCACAUACACGGUGUACGUAUACACGCGAGCGCAGGUUUACACACGAGAGCACGAUCCCACUGCCCCCGUUUGGUGUCGUGCGGCCCAGUUAGAGAAUAGCGCGCUUAAACCGACCCGAACGAUCCCCACGUGCUUCUACAGCCCUGGCACUGUAGCCGGGAAGAUCGACGCAAAAAGCUGGAGUAACUCAGCGGGACAUGCAGGCAGCAUCUCUGGAGAGAAGGAAUGGGCGACGUUUCGGGUCGAGACCCUUCUUCAGAUGUUUCCGGCCUUUGGACCUGAAACGCCACCACCUUCCUUCUCUCCAGCGGUGCUGCCCGUCCCGCCUGAGUUACUCCGGCUUUUUGUGUCCGUGUCUUUGGUGUAAACCGGGCACCUGCUGUUCCUUCCUACACGGUAGCCAGGGAACUCCUGCCGGCUUCAGAGUGACUGCGUCAGCCACUGCCCACAACCAACAUGGAGUCUGAGCCAGGGAACUUCCCCUUGCCCACAACCAACAUGGAGUCUGACCCAGGGAACUUCCCCUUGCCCACAACCAACAUGGAGUCUGACCCAGGGAACCGCCCCUUGCCCACAACCAACAUGGAGUCUGACCCAGGGAACUUCCCCUUGCCCACAACCAACAUGGAGUCUUACCCAGGGAACUUCCCCUUGCCCACAACCAACAUGGAGUCUGACCCAGGGAAC